Molecule: messenger RNA, 1558 nt
Organism: Glycine soja
Lineage: Eukaryota; Viridiplantae; Streptophyta; Magnoliopsida; Fabales; Fabaceae
Exons: 2
Coding region: 367-1323 (318 amino acids)
Source: RefSeq, a predicted model, not a curated record
UGUCAAAGAGCACAAAGCAGUGAGAGAAACACCAGCAGCAGCGGCAGGGUCCAAAGCAAACGCCAGAAAAUCCAAACCUUUUUUACCCCAAAAAAACCUUUUAGCAUAAUACAUGCACUGUUGUUUUAGCAAACACACCUCUACGAAUCUCAAACCAAAUACCACCAUAUAAUACUACCAAUGUCCCAUGAAUCUCUUCACCUUUCUUCUCUCUUGCUAUAAUCAUUUUCAACCAAACCCAAACCCAAACCCCUUUCUCUCAUAAACAAAGCAACAAAGGUUCAUCCCAGUUAGGAGUUAGGACCUCUCUUCCUUUUUCAUUUCCUCGAAUCCCAAACACCACAAAAACCAAAACCCACCUAAAAAAUGCAAUCAUUCCCCUCCACUCUCGCAUGCUUUACUUUUUCAACGUCACUAGUACUAGUACUACUCUUAUUUCUACUACCUUUUUCUCGGGCCGGUUUACUCUCCGAACCGGUAAGCGACCCCAACCAGCCACUCGAACCGGGCUCCAACACGGUCCCUGCCUUCCCCGUCCAGACCCAGGCCCUCACCUGCCGCCUCGACCUCUCCGACGAGCUAUUCGGCGGAGUCAAGGACGCCUGCGGCAAAGACCUCGACCGGAGCCGCUGCUGCCCCGUCCUCGCCGCCUGGCUCUUCGCCGCCCACGCCCGCACCGCCCUCGACGUCUCCGCCGCCCCGCCUCCAUCCUCCGGCGACCUUCCGAUGAUGCCCGACGACUCACAAAAAUGCGUCAACUCGCUCCAGGACUCGCUUCUCUCCCGCAACAUACGAAUCCCUCAGUCCAACGCCACGUGCGACGCCAUUCUCUGCUUCUGCGGCAUCAGGCUCCACCAAAUCACGUCGCUGACUUGCAACGCUGCGUUUAACGUCUCGCUUUCUCACAGAAACGCCACUCCAACCGCCGCGGUUCGCAACCUGGAGAAUAAUUGUCGUAACUCCUCUUACGCUGGUUGCACUAAAUGCCUCGGUGCCCUACAAAAGGUGAAGGGGUAUAAAAAUGAGACGAAGGGAAGUGAUAGAGUGAAGAAAAUGUUCAACCGGGACUGUCAAUUGAUGGGGUUAACGUGGCUUCUUGCAAAGAACAAAACGGCGUACAUACCCACCGUUUCGGCGGUGCUGCGUGCGAUGAUGUACAGUGCGCACCCUCACGAGUCCAAGUGUAGUCCCGACCAGGAGAACAUGCCGCUGGCCGUUGAUUCGCUUCAGUUCGAGAGCGGCCACGCGCCAUCGCGGCCGUCCAAGUUUUGCGUGACGAUUUUGCCCCUCUUGGUUCUCUUAUUUUCCGCUUUUGUUGUGUAGAAAGAAAGGGUGGGCCCACUCGGUGGGGUUAGUGUCUGUCCUCUUCUCUUUCUCUCUCUCUCGCUAUCACGUGAAACUUAGCUACUCGACAAAACAUGCAAACAAACGGGGGUAGUUUGUUUUUUACUUGAGAGGGUUUUUCUGGCUGUAAAUUUUCAGAGUCCAUUGACAUGUUUGUGUGUACAGUGUCACCAACUUACAUAGAAAGAAGUGGUUCUUUAUUUUUACCUCUCCA